CGGCGACGCGCGACGACACGCGAAGCGCGCGGGCGCGAUCGAAGGGAACGGGCGUUUAGGGAACGCGCGCGAACGGACGGACGGACGCGCGGACGGACGGCGGACGGCGGACAUGCUGACGCGGGACGACAGCGCGAAGGCGCGACGCGGCGACGAUUUCGGAAAGGGCGCGACGCCGCGGUGCGUGACGGGGUUCGGCGCGAGCGAUGGAUCGACGACGACGUCGGCGCGAUCGACGCCGUCGACGAGCCCGCCGUCGGUGACCGUGGGGGCGUCGACGAGCCCGCGACGGGCGCUGCUCGCCGAGGCGCUGCGAUCGCGGGCGCGCGAUGGCGCGGACGGGGGAACGACGCGCGACGCGCGCGCGCGACGGUCGCCGAGCGAGGACAGCGAGUAUUCGUGCGAUGAGAAUUUCGUUUUAAAGAGUGCGGGCGGUGGUGUGGAUGUCGGCGCGCGCGCGCGCGUUGGGAGCGGGCGAGACGUCGAUGCCGACGUGGCGGUGCGCGAGGCGAGGGACUCGGACGAGGGGGGCUUCGCGUGCGAGUCGCGCGCGGCGUCGACGCCGAUCGACAUCCCGCGCGGGAGCGAUGGAAUGUUACACUGGAAAACAUGCGUUCAAACGCGCGAGCGAGCGACGCGGGCCGAUGCGCGACGCGCGCGAGGCGACGCGCGAGCGAGCCCGCCCGUUUUCGGGUGUUCUGACCUAA
This is a messenger RNA of Ostreococcus lucimarinus CCE9901, 707 nucleotides long. RefSeq lists its product with no specific name. The transcript has a single exon. The coding region runs from base 486 to 707 and encodes 73 amino acids. The record is from RefSeq and is a predicted model, not a curated record. NCBI's taxonomy places the organism in Eukaryota, Viridiplantae, Chlorophyta, Mamiellophyceae, Mamiellales, Bathycoccaceae.